AUGGCAGUCAGUCAGUCGGUGGUUGGCCGCGCCAACGCGGAGAAGCCUCACGGUCUCGUGGGUAUGAUUAAGAACCCCUAUGUCUUUUUGACAUGUUGUUUUGCAUCCCUAGGGUGUAUCAUGUACGGAUACGAUCAGGGAGUGAUGGGUCCUAUCCUUGUCAUGGAGAACUUUGAGAAUCACUUCCCUUAUUUUCAAAGUUCAAUCAUUCAGGGCUGGUUGGUUUCUGCACUGGAGCUCGGUGCUUGGGCCGGCGCUCUCAUCAACGGCGUUCUCGCAGACCGCAUCUCGCGUAAAUACGCCAUGAUGGUUGCUGUCGUUAUCUUUACCCUGGGAACUGGUCUUCAGGCUGGUGCACAGACGCCCGCAUACUUUUUCUCCGGCCGGGUCAUCGGUGGUGUCGGCAUCGGCAUGUUCAGCAUGGUCAUUCCUCUCUACCAGGCUGAAGUUGCUCCCCCGGAGCUGCGUGGAUCGCUCGUGUCUCUGCAGCAGCUUUCGAUCACUAUCGGUACCACCAUCGCCUUCUGGCUCGACUACGGCAUGCAGUACGUUGGUGGCACUACCUGCAAUCCCGAAGGUGUUGCCAACCCUUACAACGGGCCCAAUCAUAGUUAUAAUGCCGCCCAAAACAGUAGCCACACUUGCUUGGGUCAGAAGACCAUUGCCUGGCGCCUUCCUCUGGCCCUCCAGAUUAUCCCUGCCUGGAUCCUGUUCUUCGGCAUGUUCUGGUUCCCCUUCUCCCCCCGUUGGUUGAUGAUGAAGCACCGCGACGACGAGGCCCUCGCUUCCCUUUCCAAGCUUCGCCGCCUUCCCGGUUCAGACCCGCUAGUGCGCGCUGAGUUCCUUGAAAUCAAGGCCGCUGUCAUGUUUGACGAAGAGACUGAGAGGGAGGCUAUUGGAAGCGGUGGCGCCCUGGCCCCAUGGAAGGCUCUGUUUGCGCCGAACAUGUUCAAGCGUCUGAUGAUUGGUUGCUGCACCAUGGUCUUCCAACAAUUCACCGGUAUUAACGCUGUCCUGUACUAUGCGCCUCAGAUUUUCGGCUCCUUUGGCUUUUCGUCGACCAAGAUCACCCUGCUCGCCACCGGUGUGACUGGCAUCCUUCAAAUUCUCUUUACUCUGCCCUCCGUGCUCUACCUUGACAAGUUUGGACGCAAAACCUUCCUGAUCGUCGGUGCUAUUGGCAUGUUCCUGUGCCACAUUGUUGUGGCCAUCGUCGAGGGUCUGUACGAGGAUAAGUGGAACUUGAACGAGGGAUUGGACAAGCCGCAAGGCUGGGUUGCUAUCGCUUUUAUUUGGCUGUUUGCAGUCAACUUUGCCUACUCUUGGGGUCCUGUCGCCUGGGUGUUGACCCAAGAAAUCUUCCCCAACAGUCAACGUUCUCGCGGUGUCGCUAUCGUCGCAUCCACCAACUGGAUGUUCAACUUUAUCAUUGGCCUGACGACCAAAGAUAUGCUCGACUCUAUGAAAUAUGGAACGUAUAUUUUCUUCGCCGUCUUCAGCGGUCUUGGCGGUGCCUUCAUUUGGAAGUUCGCUCCUGAGACCAAGGACAAAACCCUUGAGGAGCUGGACGUUUUCUUUGGCGGUAGUAAGGAGAGCAUUGCCGAAAGUGACCGUCUCCGCAUGGAAAGAAUUAACGAGCAGCUGGGUCUUGCUGGUGUCGAGAACCUGGAGGAUCUGAAUACCGAGAAGCAGAUCACUACUCAGCAGGUUGAGGUCACCACCACCUCCAACGCUUGA
Messenger RNA from Penicillium riverlandense, 1737 nucleotides. RefSeq names its product sugar porter family MFS transporter. Bases 1 to 1737 code for a protein of 578 amino acids. Gene Ontology annotation, molecular function: carbohydrate:proton symporter activity. Gene Ontology annotation, cellular component: membrane. Gene Ontology annotation, biological process: transmembrane transport; carbohydrate transport. The transcript has 4 exons. The record is from RefSeq and is a predicted model, not a curated record. NCBI's taxonomy places the organism in Eukaryota, Fungi, Ascomycota, Eurotiomycetes, Eurotiales, Aspergillaceae.